Molecule: messenger RNA, 648 nt
Organism: Colletotrichum acutatum
Lineage: Eukaryota; Fungi; Ascomycota; Sordariomycetes; Glomerellales; Glomerellaceae
Exons: 2
Coding region: 82-471 (129 amino acids)
Source: RefSeq, a predicted model, not a curated record
CCCACCUUUCCGCAGUCUACUCACCUGCCAUAGGAAUGUACGUAUGGAGUACGGAUACGCAGUAAAAACUACGAAUACCUUAUGCUUUGCCCUACCCAUACUCAACACUGGCACCGACCAUUGCUUGUCCUCCUCUGGUCCUGCAGCCUACGGAUACUCGCAGCCUACGACAGCCUGAGCCAAGUGACGAAUUUAGCCCCUCCAUCCGUCCACCGGCUCCUGUCCGUCCGUCUCUGCAAAAGAAAGUCCGGGCAACAGACGAACGCGCAGUCCGGUGCCGUGCCGUGCAUAUGCCACCUCACUCCUCCCAAGCCGGACAUACCACGCCGUCUCGUCUCAUCUUCUCUUAUCCAUAGGUUAUGUGCAGAUGUGCAGACACCUCAGUGCUCUGCUCUGCAGACCUCUACCAAGCUAGAGUAUGCUGAGCUCAGCUCAUAUCAGCUCAGCUCUGGCCCGAGCCUCGGACGGUAAAGCAAACGCAACACAAACGAUUUGUGCCUCAGAACCCCCGCGCCAAAACUGCCUAGACGGACGCACCGCCCCCUUGGGCCUUGGUUGUCAAUCUUUUCAUCCGAUAUUGACGACAUGUCACGUCUGCAGACCCCUUUCUUAGCAUCUGUACGGAAACGCAAAACCCCCCAAAACCUU